This is a messenger RNA of Colossoma macropomum (tambaqui), 1968 nucleotides long. Its product is annotated as zinc finger protein 850-like. NCBI's taxonomy places the organism in Eukaryota, Metazoa, Chordata, Actinopteri, Characiformes, Serrasalmidae. The transcript has 2 exons. The record is from RefSeq and is a predicted model, not a curated record.
AUGCAGAAAAAUACCAGCAAAGAGGGGAAUCACCACUGUUCUGAGUGUGGAAAGAGCUUUACUACCAGAUCUAGUCUCCAAAAACACCAGCGUACUCACACAGGAGAGAAACUGAAUUACUGUUCUGAGUGUGGAAAGAGCUUUAGUGUGCGUUCUGCCCUUCAGAUACACCAGCGCAUUCACACAGGAGAGAAACCGUAUCAGUGCUCUGACUGUGGGAUGAGUUUUAAUCAAAAAAGUAAUCUCAAAUCACAUCAGCACAUUCACACAGGAGAGAAACCAUUCCAGUGUUUAGAGUGUGGGAAGUUUUUUCGUCAGAAACAUAAUCUGAAAUCACAUCAGCACAUUCACACAGGGGAGAAACCGUAUCACUGCUCAGAGUGUGGAAAGAGGUUCACUGAGGGAAGAAGUCUCCAAAGACACCAGCGCAUUCACACAGGAGAGAAACUGUAUCAGUGCUCAGAGUGUGAAAAAUGCUUUGCUACACUGACUCAGCUCUAUUUGCAUCAGCGCAUUCACACAGGAGAGAAACCAUAUCAGUGCUCAGAGUGUGGAAAGAGGUUCGCACAGAUGGGUAAUCUCCGAACACACCAGCGCAUUCACACAGGAGAGAAACCAUACCAGUGCUCAGAGUGUGAAAAAUGCUUUACUACACUGACUCAGCUCUAUUUGCAUCAGCGCAUUCACACAGGAGAGAAACCAUAUCAGUGCUCAGAGUGUGGAAAGAGGUUCACACAGAAGGGUAGUCUCCAAACACACCAGCGCAUUCACACAGGAGAGAAACCAUAUCACUGCUCAGAGUGUGGGAUGAGUUUCACUGAGAGAAGUAGUCUCCAAACACACCAGCGCAUUCACACAGGAGAGAAACCAUAUCGGUGCUCAGAGUGUGAAAAAUGCUUUACUACACUGACUCGGCUCCAUGUGCACCAGCGCAUUCACACAGGAGAGAAACCAUAUCAGUGCUCAGAGUGUGGAAAGAGGUUCACACAGAAGGGUAAUCUCCAAACACACCAGCGCAUUCACACAGGAGAGAAACCAUACCAGUGCUCAGAGUGUGAAAAAUGCUUUAUUCGUCAGAAACAUAAUCUGAAAUCACAUCAGCACAUUCACAAAGGGGAGAAACCGUAUCACUGCUCAGAGUGUGGAAAGAGGUUCACUGAGGGAAGAAGUCUCCAAAGACACCAGCGCAUUCACACAGGAGAGAAACUGUAUCAGUGCUCAGAGUGUGAAAAAUGCUUUGCUACACUGACUCAGCUCUAUUUGCAUCAGCGCAUUCACACAGGAGAGAAACCAUAUCAGUGCUCAGAGUGUGGAAAGAGGUUCGCACAGAUGGGUAAUCUCCGAACACACCAGCGCAUUCACACAGGAGAGAAACCAUACCAGUGCUCAGAGUGUGAAAAAUGCUUUACUACACUGACUCAGCUCUAUUUGCAUCAGCGCAUUCACACAGGAGAGAAACCAUAUCAGUGCUCAGAGUGUGGAAAGAGGUUCACACAGAAGGGUAGUCUCCAAACACACCAGCGCAUUCACACAGGAGAGAAACCAUAUCACUGCUCAGAGUGUGGGAUGAGUUUCACUGAGAGAAGUAGUCUCCAAACACACCAGCGCAUUCACACAGGAGAGAAACCAUAUCGGUGCUCAGAGUGUGAAAAAUGCUUUACUACACUGACUCGGCUCCAUGUGCACCAGCGCAUUCACACAGGAGAGAAACCAUAUCAGUGCUCAGAGUGUGGAAAGAGGUUCACACAGAAGGGUAAUCUCCAAACACACCAGCGCAUUCACACAGGAGAGAAACCAUACCAGUGCUCAGAGUGUGAAAAAUGCUUUACUACACUGACUCAGCUCCAUUUCCAUCAGCGCAUUCACACAGGAGAGAAACUGUAUCACGGCUAAGAGUGUGGGAAGAGGUUCACUGAGGGAAGUCGUCUCCAAAGACACCAGCGCUUUCACACAGGAGAGAAACUGUAA